AUGACACGCAAGAACGCGAGCAUCUCGAAACGCCGCUCCAAACCCAACCUGAAAGUUGCUACCGGGUCAAACGGACGUGCGAAUGGCAAGAUGAAUAACGGCAUCGAAAUGCGCAGGAGGGACACUCCCUCCACGGAGUCCUCCGCCGAAAGAACAGCCCAACUUAUGUCAAGGCCUUCCUUCUCCCUCGAUAACGAGCCGCUCGUACCCCAAACCCCAGUCCAGACGAACACAACUUUCCACAACCUACCACGCAGUGAUCGCCGCAACUUCCUACUGCUGGUUCUAUUAUAUUUCCUCCAGGGAGUCCCUAUGGGCCUAGCCACCGGCUCCGUACCCUUCCUACUCAAACCGUACCUUUCAUAUGGACAGAUUGGAAUCUUCUCGCUCGCCUCAUACCCAUACUCGCUGAAAUUGUUUUGGAGUCCUAUUGUCGAUGCGGUUUGGAGUACGCGUUUUGGUCGGCGCAAGAGCUGGAUCACCCCCGUGCAGGUGAUUGCCGGAUUAGCUAUGAUCUAUAUGGGUGGCCAUAUCGAGGAUAUGAUGGUCCAGGCCGGCGCGAAUGGUGGAGCAGGCGUGUGGAAAUUCACAUACUGGUGGUUUAUGUUGGUGCUUUUCUGUGCCACCCAGGAUAUUGCUGUGGAUGGAUGGGCGAUAACUUUGAUGUCCCCGCCUAAUAUUUCAUACGCGUCCACCGCCCAAACGGUCGGAUUGACAGCGGGCCAUUUCCUGUCCUACACUGUCUUCUUGGCUUUCAACUCGAAAGACUUUGCCAACAGAUGGUUCCGAACUGUCCCCGGCGAGGGCGGUCUGCUCUCCCUCGGUACUUAUCUCAACUUCUGGGGCUGGGCUUAUCUGAUCGUGACGUGUGGUCUGGCCUUCCUCAAGAAGGAAGAGCGAUCCAAGGAACGUGACAGCAUUAUGGAUGUGUAUAAAAGCAUGUGGAGCGUCCUGAAGUUAAAGAACAUUCAGACCAUCAUCCUGAUUCAUCUCAUUGCCAAGAUCGGUUUCCAAGCCAAUGACGGAGUCACUAGUCUCAAGCUCCUGGACAAGGGCUUUGGCCAAGACAACAUGGCUCUGGUCGUCUUGAUCGACUUCCCCUUUGAAAUCAUGCUUGGUUACUAUGCCGGCCAGUGGUCAACUAACUACGGAGCAAUGCGCCUCUGGGGUUGGGCCUUUAUCGGACGACUGGCAGCCGCCGUACUCGCCCAAUUAACCGUCAUGAUCUACCCCACUGCGGCAGAAGUGCCAAUGUGGUACAUGAUGACAGUAAUUGGCGAGCAUGUCCUCUCAACUUUCAUGAACACAGUCAUGUUUGUAGCCAUUUCGGCGUUCCACGCCCGCAUCGCCGACCCAGCCAUUGGCGGCACUUACAUGACUCUCCUUGCAACCGUCUGCAACCUGGGCGGAACAUUCCCCCGCAUCUUCGUUCUCAAACUCGUCGACAUGUUCACACAAGCAACAUGUCUUCCCCCAGCCAUCGCCCCGCCCGCAGACUCCCUUAAAGAUGCCCUCAUUACAUCAUCAUUCUCCUGCGCCCUUGAGCCAGAAAAGAACCGUUGUAUCAAUGGUGGCGGUACCUGCCAGGUCGACCGUGACGGUUACUAUAUGACCAACAUGCUCUGUGUGCUCAUUGGUGCACUUACAUUCAUUAUGUUUAUCAAGCCGGCUGCACAGAAGCUACAGGACUUGCCUCUGCGUGCUUGGCGGUUGUCGUCCAAUCCUCAGCGGGAGUGA
This is a messenger RNA of Penicillium griseofulvum, 1737 nucleotides long. Its product is annotated as SD08430p. Gene Ontology annotation, molecular function: acetyl-CoA transmembrane transporter activity. Lineage: Eukaryota; Fungi; Ascomycota; Eurotiomycetes; Eurotiales; Aspergillaceae. Gene Ontology annotation, cellular component: membrane. The transcript has 2 exons. The record is from RefSeq and is a predicted model, not a curated record. The coding region runs from base 1 to 1737 and encodes 578 amino acids.